AUGGGCAGCAACGAGGUUCUCUCCCGGCAGCAGGAGCCGGCCUGGUUCGUCUCGCUCGCCAUCCUUGGCGCCCUGUACGUCGCCGCCGUCGCCUUCCGCAUCCUCUCCCACCUCGUCUUGCUACUGCCUUGCCGCCCCACCGACCUCCGCCGCCGCUACGGCGCCUGGGCCUUGGUCACCGGCCCCACGUCCGGCAUCGGCCAGUCGGUCGCCAUCGAGCUCGCCCGCCGCGGCCUCAACCUCGUACUCGUCGGUCGCGACCCUGCCAAGCUCCAGGACAUGGCAGACACCAUCUCCAACACCAACGCCUCCGUGCAAACCAAGACCGUCGUGGUCGACCUCGCCCUCAUCGCUACGCCGCAAGGCGACGAGGCGCUGCGGCAGCUCCGGCAGGCGGUGGCGGGGCUCGAGGUUGGGGUGCUGGUGAACAACGCCGGCCUGGCGAAGCCGUGCGCGGUGUACCUGCACGAGGCGGACGUGGAGGCCUGGGUGAGGAUGAUCCGGGUGAACCUGUGGGCGCUGACGGAGGUGACGGCGGCGGUGCUGCCGGGGAUGGUGGAGCGGGGCAGGGGCGCCGUCGUCAACAUCGGCUCCGGGACCACCAAGGCCAUCCCUUCCUUCCCGCUCUACUCCAUCUACCACGCCUCCAAACGGUACGUUUCUCAGUUCUCCAGGAGCCUUUAUGUUGAGUACAUGGGCAAAGGAAUCGACGUACAAUGUCAGGCACCACUCUUCGUGGAGACGAAGAUGACGAUGGGUGUGGCGGUAUCCCGCAAGCCGCGAGGCCUCUUCUCACGGCUGAUGAUGCCGACGUCUGACGAGUAUGCGAGAGCGGCGGCAUGCUGGAUAGGUCAUGGCCCACUCUGCAUGCCUAACCUGGGCCACCGGCUCCAGUGGUGCAUUUGUCAUGUUGUACCAGAUUACAUGCUCGAUGUAUUGGUCCUCCGCGUGAGCCUAUGGCAUAGAGUUAUUUUCCAGCGCAUCAGGACAAAGAGGGCAUCACGGACAAAUGUCAUCAACGACGGAGUUCAGCCUUGGAAACAAGCCUAA
Messenger RNA from Lolium rigidum, 1050 nucleotides. RefSeq names its product very-long-chain 3-oxoacyl-CoA reductase 1-like. The transcript has 4 exons. Gene Ontology annotation, cellular component: endoplasmic reticulum. Gene Ontology annotation, molecular function: ketoreductase activity. Bases 1 to 1050 code for a protein of 349 amino acids. The record is from RefSeq and is a predicted model, not a curated record. NCBI's taxonomy places the organism in Eukaryota, Viridiplantae, Streptophyta, Magnoliopsida, Poales, Poaceae.